Molecule: messenger RNA, 2512 nt
Organism: Lotus japonicus
Lineage: Eukaryota; Viridiplantae; Streptophyta; Magnoliopsida; Fabales; Fabaceae
Exons: 2
Coding region: 136-1830 (564 amino acids)
Biological process (GO): SCF-dependent proteasomal ubiquitin-dependent protein catabolic process
Cellular component (GO): SCF ubiquitin ligase complex
Source: RefSeq, a predicted model, not a curated record
GGAAAACAAUGUCAACUCAUCUUGCGUUUCGAGAAGAUCAAAUUCGGCCUAUAUAGCACCGGAGUGGUGAACUGAAGAAGAACAAGCUUCGAAGGCGGAGUUGUGAGCUUUUGUGAAUUCCAUUCGAGGAAAACAAUGUCUGCAGAUAUAGAUAUUCAGUUUUUACCAGAAGAGUGUUGGGAAUGUGUAUUGACAUUCCUGAAUAAGCAGAAGUAUCAUCAUUACAUGGAAUCUGUCUCCCUCGUCUCCAAGCAAUUCCUCUCCAUCACCAACCGCAUCCGAUCCACCCUCGCCAUCUCCGACCACACACUCCCCUUCCUCCCUCUCCUCCUCCACAGGUUCCCCAACCUCACCUCCCUCGAGUUCACGCACUUCUAUGAUUUCCUCGACACGGUUCUCUUCCAAAUCUCGCGCUACCCCUUGCGCCGCCUCACAUCGCUCAACAUCUCGCACCGUGCACCAUUUCCCACAGAUGGGUUGCGAGCUUUGGCCGAAAACACAAAAACUUUGACCUCUCUCAAUUGCUCUGACAUGGAUUAUCUCUCAUACUACGACUUCCUCUUCAUCACCAAUUCUUUCCCUUUCCUCGAAGAACUCGACAUUAGCCAUCUCAAAAGUCGUGGGAUAGAGCCUUUGCCCAAGCUCCUCCGCAAGGUUAAUCUCUCUGGCGGAUCCUUCAUUACCGACGCAGAGCUUAUCAGUGCGUGCAAGAACUGUAAGUUUCUCGAAGAAUUGGUCAUCUUUCAAUGCCCUUUGUUAACCCAGCGUGGCAUUGCUUCCGCGAUCCGCCAGAGACCCGGUUUGAGGUCUUUCUCCGUUGAACUUACCAAGAGCGUGAUUGUCACUAAAAGCUUCAUUGGUUCAUUGGUAAGUUUGAAGAACUUGACUUGUCUUGAUUUUAAGGAUUCGUGUAUCUCGGAUAAAUUGCUCUGCUCUGUAGCAGAGGAAGGUCUUCCUUUGAGGAAGCUUGUCCUCAAUCGUUGCCGCAACUACACCUAUUCUGGAAUCUUGUACUUGUUGUCAAGGUGUCAGUUUGUCCAGCAUUUGGGUCUUCAAUAUGCUGAAUUUCUGAAUGAUCAGCUUCUCACCGAGUUGUCUAUAUUUCUGGGUAGUUUGAUAUCUAUAGACAUUAGGCGCUGUGGGAUUCUCACAGAUUCACCCCUUUUUGCACUCAUCAGGAACUGUCCUUUGCUCAAUGAGAUCAAAUUGGAGGGAACAGAUAUUGGGAAAAAGAAGGUCAAGUAUUCCAAUUCAUUCAUGAAUUGUUUUGUGAACCCUCAGGUGAAGUCUCUCCAUUUGGCUUGGAAUCCAUCGUUGAGAGAUGAAAGCAUCAAAAUGUUGAGUUCCAUUUGCCCCAAUCUGCAGAUGCUUGACUUGAAUUAUAGCGGAGGGAAUCAGAUAUCUGAAGCUGUUGUUGGAGUUUUAAGGAGAUGCUGUAAGAUGAGGCAUUUGAUUCUAGGCUACCAUUCACGAGUGAAGUUGCAUCAGAUGAACUUUGAUGUUCCCAAUCUGGAGGUGUUGAGCUUUGCUAGUUCAGGAAUUGAUAAUCAAACUCUGUCUGUGGUCUCAAAGAAUUUCUGUGGCCUUCUGUACCUGGACCUAUAUAAUUGUCGAAGUGUCACAACCAAGGGAGUGCGGGAAAUAGUAGAAAACUGCAAAAACCUGAGAGAGAUAAACUUAAGUCAUUGUUAUAAAGUGAAUGGCAGUGUUGUUGCUUGGAUGGUAUCUUCAAGACCAUCAUUGAGAAAGAUAGUGCCUCCACCUGAUUUUAAACGAAGUGCCAGCCAGAGUGAACUGUUCUUGCGUCAUGGAUGUCGUGUCUGCUGGUGAGAUGGUGUGAAGUGAGGGGGGAAGAUAAACACUGAGGAGGCCCUCUUAUCUUAUGAGUCUGCUUAUGAUUAUGGAACGGUUGAAGGCAUGCCUGCCGUCUACGCCGGUGAAGAUAUACAAUUCUGAGGAUGACUUGAUUUCAGAAGAGGAUCCUGAGAAUGAUGAUGACAGAGACGCUUAUGAAGUACUUGUUCCAAAACUUUCUUUGGAAAAAGACUUUGAAUCUGCUCAUGAAGUUGAAUCAGAUGAAGAAGAUGAAGUCUAUAGGAAUGACAUAUUUGAAGGGCUUCAAAUUAGUCACACCGAGAUGUUUGCAGAUUUGGACGACGAAGAGAAAUUUUUGCAUCAGGGUGGCGGCCAGGAGCAUGUUCACGAUUCUGCCUCUACACCGGCAGUGGUGGUGGUUGAGCAGCAGCGGCCAGAGACGGAGCAGCCAUGAGGGGUGGCCAUGAUUUCAAAUUCAAACGUCAUCAAUGCAUCCUUCAAUACAUAAGAGAAACUCAAGGAGCAGUUACAGGUGUUAUUGGCACCAGGUUAUACGUUGAAGGAGUUAGAGGGAUGGAGGAGCAACUUAAAUUCAGAAGGAAUCUUGAUAAAAGAAAAUCAACCUUGUAUUAAUGAAUUUCAAAAUCCUGUUAUUAACUUUGAUAACAAAUUUUCUGUUACAGAUUACUCUUUUAAA